Messenger RNA from Zophobas morio, 3114 nucleotides. RefSeq names its product WAS/WASL-interacting protein family member 1-like. The transcript has 6 exons. Bases 274 to 1629 code for a protein of 451 amino acids. The record is from RefSeq and is a predicted model, not a curated record. Gene Ontology annotation, molecular function: actin binding. NCBI's taxonomy places the organism in Eukaryota, Metazoa, Arthropoda, Insecta, Coleoptera, Tenebrionidae.
CACGUAACCCUUCCUGACUCGAAUAACCUACUGCACUGGUUUGUUUUGAGCGCAUGCGCAACGUCUGUCAUUCCGCCAUAUUCUGUGAUAGUGGUUAUUAAAAACGUCUAUCAGUAGAGAAAGUUUAAAAAAUUAAAACAUUGUGUCGAAUUUUCCAACAAGAAUGUGUCACAGACAACAUCUAGUGAUAAAGUGAUGUAAAAGGUGGUUGAGGGCAAGCAGCCAUCCCUAUUUUAUUUAUUUAUUGUCAGUAGUUUGUAGUAAAGAGUCAAAAUGCCCGGACCGCCGCCUCCACCGCCUCCAGGUAUGAUGCCGCCGCCCCCGCCGGCACCCAUGUCUCUUCCGAAAGCCGGCAAAUCGGACGACAGAGCGGCGCUUCUCAAGUCGAUCCAGAAGGGGGCGAAGCUGAAGAAAGCCGUCACGAAUGAUAGAAGUGCACCGGUGAUAGGGAAGACCGCCAACAACUCGAGCAGUUCGAGUCCGUCGAGCGUCGGGGGCACCCCGACGUCGGCCCCGAACGGCUUGAACCUAGGCGGUCUGUUCGCCGGCGGAAUGCCCAAACUCAAACCAACGGGAAAACUGGGUCCCAUCCACCACUCUAGUAAUAACCAUAACAAUAACGACCAGUUUAGCAAUAGAAAACCGGCGCUUCCAGCUCAGCCGUUCAAGAAUUCGAGUAGUCUCCAGAACGAAUUGAAGAAGCAGCUGGCGAGCGAUAAUAAAAAUCGGGGACCUCCUCCGCCGGCUCCGGUGCGAAACACCCCCGAAGAAAACGGCACCCGGCAACUCCCACCUUUGAAAAUCGGCUCAACCAACGGCCUGCACCUGAACCAGAGUUCGCUCCACUCGAACCGCCAAGCUCAGAAUAGCAGUCUACAUAGAAAAGUAAGAAGUAACGCCAAUUUAAGUACAUUAGAUAGUCCCGAACCAGUGAACGGUUUCAACCAACCCAACAAACCUGUGAUCAGUCACGGCAAGCCAAAUCUAGCUCCAAAACCACCAGUACUGAAUGCAAAACCCGUGGCGCCUCCGAAAAAACUCUUAGUCAACGGCAAACCAGUAAGCAGAGCCCACAGCAUGAAAAGCCCCAGGUCGCCCUCACCGCAGAGCCCCGACACCGCCGUCCCGAUGAAGUUCGGCACGGUCCGCAACCUGUCGUCGGUCAUCGGGCAAUCGCUGGCCAACUCGACGGGCAAUCUCAGCCCCAGGCCCAGACCGACGAUAAACGGCCGGCCGAACGCACCCCCUCCCUCCAUCCCGUCGCAGCACCCCCCGCCGCCGCCGCCGCACGGAAACCAGGCGCCUCUGCCGCCGUCGAAAACCUCCUACGUCAAACCCCCGAACCACGCGCCGCCGCCGCCGCCCUCCGCCUUACCUCAGCCCCCAACGCACACCCCUCCUCCUCCCCCGCACAGGAUGUUACCGUCGAGGGCGCCACCGGCGGUGCCGAAUAACUUCGCGCCGCCGCCGCCCCCGAGGCACUCGUCGAUGACGUCGACGCGGAAGGCCGCCGCCGACCUGGAGGAGAAGUACAAGCAUAUGUUUCAUGACCCCAGUACUUUUCCGAAGCCGCCGCCGUAUAGGAACACGUUUAAGGUGUAUGGGGGCAGACAAGGCUCCAAUUGCUAAUGGAUUUUGCAGCUGCAUGUUCACCAUUGCAUGAGUCAGUCGACUACUAACAACUGUAUGACAUUUAUGUUUGUGCUCUUCAAGGAAACUUAUUUUCUGUACAUAUGUCCCAUCUUUAUUUCAUGUUAUUUAUUGGGAAUGUUUUUAUUAUAUUUUUUUUGUGCAAUACUUAAUUUGUACAUUGCUUCUUUUUUUUUUUUCUAACAUUUGUCGACCUGAAUAAUUGUCAAGUUUAAAGCGACGAAACAGGAAAUCCUGCUGUAUCUAAAUAAAUUUAAAUCGACUGCUAAUUGUGUAUUUUAAUAGCGCAUUAAGAACUUGACAAUUUUUCGAAAAAUGGGGCGAUAAUGUAACAAGUAUCUUAUUGUAGCUGGUAGCAAGCAACAAGCACCACAACCGCCAAAUUUACAAUCGACAAGUAGAACAUGGGACGCUUCGUCAGCCUGCUAGCAUCAGAUUUCUUAAAUUCUUCAUUUUGAUGUUGUUGCUCAAAAACGUGCAAUUUUCAUAUCAUUUUUUCGGUGGUUUUAGAAUAGCUUUAUUGUGUGAAAGUGGGCCGUUUUGGCCGUGCUUACUUGGUUGUUCUUGAACUGUCACGGCGGGGUUGACUUAAUGACAACAAUAAAAAUGACACAAUGAUUAACCGUCGUGAUAGUUCAAGCACAUGGUGAGGUCGCUCGAAAUGCCCCACUGUCCCGAAACACCAAACGUGUAAUGUUAUUGUGUGAAAAUUUUGACUUAAAACGACUGGAUUGUUACUAAACAAAGUGCUUUAUGUUUGAAAUCAUAUUUGUAAGGGGCUGGAGGCCGCUAAUGUGUUUCAAAAUAUAACUGAACAAUAUUGUUAGUCUCGUUGGCUGUGGAUUUUCGUAGGAUGUUUAUUUCUUCGCAUUUUUAUUUUCCAUUGUCACUAUUGAGGAAGACUGCUGCGAACAAACAAAUAUUUUUCUAGCAGUAUUUUCGGGUUGGAGAAUAUUACCACUAUGGCAAGUUAUUUAAAAAUGGGUUUGUAUUAGUCAAAUCGACCGGUUAUCAAGUUAUGUAUUUUCAUUUAUUAGUCAUUUAUAUGUAUAAUUAAAUAACACUUGUUAUAGUUUUCACGUAAUUGUUAAUCUAUUUAAAAACCAAAUCUAAUAUAAUAGGGUUUAUAAGUCUAUUAAAACAAUUUAAAUUAGGUACUUAUAUCUUCUAAGUAUUGCUAUGAUUUAAAGCAAAUAUGACGAAUACGCUACAUUUAUUUGUCUACUAGUAUUCUUUUUUUAUUAUUUAUUUAUGUUUGUAUUUUAUUGUAGCCUUUUCGGGUUCGUCUUUUUUAUGUCAUUAUUUUACUUUGUAAUUUUUUUCUAGAUUUUAGAAAUUGUUAUUGCUAGUCACGAAUAAAAUCUUCCAUUAGCAAAUAUUUCAGUCAGUGCCUAAAUAUCUUUGAAAUGUAUAUAUUGAAUGUAAAUAUCAUGUACAAACAAUAUAAUAAAAAAUAAUAUUCUA